Molecule: messenger RNA, 1527 nt
Organism: Menidia menidia (Atlantic silverside)
Lineage: Eukaryota; Metazoa; Chordata; Actinopteri; Atheriniformes; Atherinopsidae
Source: the annotation of a GenBank genome assembly
AUACAAAUUGAAUUAACCACCACAGCUUUUAGAUUGGGCUACAGUCCCACGGUCUGAACAUAGAGUGUCACCAUUCGGGGUUCCUAUAAGGGGGGAUGGAUGCGUAAUCCUGGCAACUCAGUGAACGCUUUCGACUGCAUCACGUAGGUCCUAUCAUACAAACUCCGGCGUGUUGCAUCUUUGCUGAACCAGGGACUGUGACCUAUCAUGGCUGAAGAGGGAUACGUUGUACGAAUCAGGGGUCUCCCAUGGUCCUGCUCAGUGGACGAAGUACAGAGGUUUUUCGCAGGGUGUAAAAUUAUGAACAGCGGCACCGCCAUCCACUUCACCUACACAAGAGAAGGGCGUCCCAGCGGUGAGGCAUUUGUGGAAAUGGAGACGGAGGAGUGCCUGAAGAUCGCAGUGAAAAAGGACAGAGAAACCAUGGGUCACAGAUACGUGGAAGUCUUUAAAUCCAACAAUGUUGAGAUGGACUGGGUAAUGAAGCACACAGGCCCAAACAGCCCGGAGACAGCAGGAGAUGGGCUGGUGCGGCUCCGAGGCCUUCCCUUCGGGUGCAGCAAGGAGGAGAUUGUGCAGUUUUUUUCAGGGUUGGAAAUCGUGCCAAAUGGGAUAACAUUGCCGGUGGACAUCCAGGGGAGGAGUACGGGGGAGGCCUUCGUGCAGUUUGCUUCACAGGAUAUAGCUGAAAAGGCUCUAAAGAAACACAAGGAAAGAAUAGGGCACAGGUACAUUGAGAUCUUCAAGAGUAGUCGCGCUGAGGUGCGGACUCAUUACGAACCCCAGAGGAAGCCUAUGGGCAUGCAGAGACCUGGCCCCUACGACCGGCCCUCUGGUGGUCGCGGCUACAACAUGAUGGGCAGAGGGGGAUCCUAUGACAGAAUGCGCCGAGGGGGCUAUGGAGGAGGUGUGUCGGACGGACGCUAUGGCGACGCUGGCUCUUCCUUCCAGAGUACAACAGGCCACUGUGUCCACAUGAGGGGCCUUCCGUACCGAGCCACCGAGACGGACAUCUACAACUUCUUCUCUCCGCUGAAUCCUGUGCGGGUCCAUAUUGAGAUCGGCCCAGAUGGACGUGUCACUGGCGAGGCAGAUGUGGAGUUUGCAACACAUGAAGAUGCCGUGGCAGCCAUGUCCAAAGACAAAGCCAACAUGCAGCACCGCUAUGUGGAGCUGUUCUUAAACUCAACAGCAGGUGGCAGUAAUGGAGCCUAUGGUGGCCAGAUGAUGGGGGGCAUGGGGAACCAGUCAUCUUACAGUGGAGGUCAGCUGAGCUCAGGGUACUCCGGUGGCUACAGCAGCCAAGGAAACAUGGGUGGAUACGGUGACUAUAACCUGACCACAAUGAUGCAGGCGAACUCCUCGGUCCUAUAGUGUGUGUUUUCUCUCUCUCUUGUUAGGUAACCAGGGUGGAAUGGGAAGCAGUUACUAUGGCGGUGGAGGAGGAGGAAGCAGAGGCUCAAUGAAUGGACUUGGUGGGGGAUGGGGAAUGUAGUUUUUUAAUUUUUUCUGUUUGUUUUUUUUCCC